This is a messenger RNA of Rhodamnia argentea, 805 nucleotides long. Its product is annotated as 18.1 kDa class I heat shock protein-like. The record is from RefSeq and is a predicted model, not a curated record. Gene Ontology annotation, biological process: protein complex oligomerization; response to hydrogen peroxide; protein folding. The coding region runs from base 78 to 566 and encodes 162 amino acids. The transcript has a single exon. Lineage: Eukaryota; Viridiplantae; Streptophyta; Magnoliopsida; Myrtales; Myrtaceae.
AGAGAGCAUCAGUCCGGCAAUCAAUUGCCAAACGUCUUUGAAUCGUCGAACAGCCGCAUCAGAAGAAGCAAGAUACGAUGUCGCUCGUCCCAAGCUGGUUCGGCGGCCGCCGCAGCAACGUCUUCGACCCUUUCUCCACCGACCUCUGGGACCCAUUCAAGGACUUCCCUUUCCCUUCCUCGUCCCUCUCCGCCUCUGACUUCCCUCAGACUUUCAGGGAGAACGCCGCUUUCGUGAACGCGAGGAUCGACUGGAAGGAGACCCCGGAAGCUCACGUGUUCAAGGCGGAUCUCCCCGGGCUCAAGAAAGAGGAGGUCAAGGUGGAGAUCGAAGACGACCGGGUGCUCCAGAUAAGCGGGGAGAGGAACGUGGAGAAGGAGGACAAGAACGACAGGUGGCACCGGGUGGAGAGGGGCAGCGGGAGGUUCAUGAGGAGGUUCAGGUUGCCCGAGAACGCGAGGACGGAUCAGGUGAAGGCGUCGAUGGAGAACGGGGUGCUCACCGUAGCUGUCCCCAAGGUGGAGGAGAAGAAGCCUGAGGUCAAGGCCAUUGACAUCUCUGGUUGAAUUCAGCUCCUUGUGUUUGCAGGAAUGGGCGGUUUUCUGUCCGAUAACGUCCGGCUCUCUGCGGACAAGUAUAAUUUUGGAUCUUUCCUUCUUUCGUGAUGGUGUCAUGCAAGUAACCGUAGAGGUGUUCGUGUGACUGCGUAACCAAUGUGUCAUCUAUCUUCUGAUGUUAUAUUGUAUUUUGGUCGGGCCACGGUGUGGCGCUUGAAUAUGAAUAAUCUUUGAUGAGUUUGGCAGCA